Molecule: messenger RNA, 2028 nt
Organism: Habropoda laboriosa
Lineage: Eukaryota; Metazoa; Arthropoda; Insecta; Hymenoptera; Apidae
Product: gastrulation defective protein 1 homolog
Exons: 1
Coding region: 52-2028 (658 amino acids)
Biological process (GO): regulation of DNA double-strand break processing
Cellular component (GO): nucleus; site of double-strand break
Molecular function (GO): protein binding
Source: RefSeq, a predicted model, not a curated record
AUAACCUUCGGUAAAAUUGGUAAAAGUUUAAAUAGAGAAACACCUCAAGAUAUGGAAACUGUAAGUUCUGGAUUUGGUACAUUUGGUAAAAAGUCAGUGGAGGUUAAUGUGACAAAAAUGAAUGAGAUUAAACCUGAAGAUGAAGAGGAAACUCAAAAUUUGAAAGAAAUAAUGGGCAUUACAGGCUUUGGUAAAAAAGCUAAAUCUUUUGAUGUACAAGAGAUGAUGGAGAAUAUUACAAAAACUAUAAAGAGUAAUAAAAUAUCUGCUGAAAAAAUAAAGCUUAACGAAGAAGAAUAUACAACUCAAAGAGCUAUUGAGCAAGCCCCAAAAGGAGACAGUAAAGAUAGUGAUUCUGAUAAUGAUGGAAAUGAUAAUAAUAGUGAGAAUGAUGAUGAUGAUGAUGAUGAUGAUGAUGAUGAUGAUGAUGAUGAUGAUGAUGAUUUUAUUGGACCUCCAAUACCUUCUGAUCUGCAGAACUCGACAAGCAUAGAAAAUACAAGAAAAGUAAAGGAUAAAGAUGAUAGUGAUGAGGAUGAGGAGGAAUCUGAGACAGAAGAAGUACAGUUAAAAGAUAAAGUUCCAUGCACCCAUGAGGUGACAAUGACGCAUGGAACAAAAGCAGUGACUGCAAUUGCAGCAGAUCCUUCUGGAGCAAGAUUGGCUUCAGGUUCUAUUGAUUAUGAUGUCUGUUUCUGGGAUUUUGCUGGUAUGGAUUCAUCAAUGAGAAGUUUCAGAACUUUACAACCUUGUGAAAACCAUCCAAUUAAAUGUUUGCAAUACUCAAUGACUGGUGAUGUUAUAUUAGUUAUAUCAGGUUCAGCACAAGCAAAAGUUUUAGAUAGAGAUGGUUUUGAAAAAUGUGAAACUGUGAAAGGUGAUCAAUACAUAACAGAUAUGGCACGUACAAAAGGGCAUACAGCAGGCUUAAACAGUGGCUGUUGGCAUCCAUUUACAAAGGAAGAAUAUCUGACUUGUUCACAAGAUAGUACAUGUAGAAUAUGGAUUUUGUACAGACCUCGUGCACAUAAAUAUUUAAUAAAGUGUAGAGCACAGAAUGGAGUUAAAACUAUACCAACUACAUGUGGUUACAGUAGAGAGGGCAAUGUAGUGGCUUGUGGUUGUAUAGAUGGUUCUAUACAAAUGUGGGAUCAUAGGAAAAACUUUGUCAAUCCGUCUCUAAUUCAGAGAAAUGCACAUACACAGGGUGCUGAAAUAUCAAGCUUAAGUUUCUCUUAUCUUGGACAAAUGCUUGCAACCAGGAGUUGUGACGAUACAUUAAAGCUUUGGGAUUUAAGAGCAUUUAAGACACCUGUCUUUGAAGCUAAAAAUUUAUAUUCCCGAUACGACACAACCGAUUGUAUGUUUAAUCCAGAUGAUUCAAUUGUUAUAACAGGAGAAUCUUUAAGUAAAGGACAAAACACGGGCAGAAUUCUGUUCUACGAUACUAAAACUUUUGAUAUAGUCAAUCAAAUAAGCGUAACAAAUUCUCAUGUCAUUAAAACAUUAUGGCAUCCGAAAUUAAAUCAAAUAUUCGUUGGCUGCGGAAACGGGAUAGUCAAAGUAUAUUACGACUCAAAGAAGAGUUUGAGAGGUGCAAAAUUAUGCGUUGUAAAAACGCAUCUAAAACAGAAACACAUUGAAGUAAUGUCUACUCAACAAAUAAUCACACCACAUGCACUUCCAUUGUUCAGACAAGAUAGGCCUAAAUCGGUUCGCAAGCAAAUGGAGAAGGAUCGUUUGGAUCCGGUUAAAUCGAGAAGGCCAGAUUUGCCAAUUACCUCUGGACAAGGUGGAAGAGUUGCCUCUUCUGGAGGAACUCUUAGCUCUUAUGUAAUUCGAAAUUUGGGACUUAGCAAGAGGAUAGAAGAUGAUCAAGAUCCGCGAGAAGCUAUUCUAAAGUACGCCAAGGUAGCAGAGGAAAAUCCGUACUGGAUUGCUCCAGCAUAUAAGAAGACACAACCGCAAACGAUAUUCCAAACGGACGAGCAAGAUGGGGCACCGAACGCGAAGAAGCAAAAGACUUAA